Molecule: messenger RNA, 791 nt
Organism: Cucumis melo (muskmelon)
Lineage: Eukaryota; Viridiplantae; Streptophyta; Magnoliopsida; Cucurbitales; Cucurbitaceae
Product: glutamyl-tRNA(Gln) amidotransferase subunit C, chloroplastic/mitochondrial
Exons: 5
Coding region: 196-633 (145 amino acids)
Biological process (GO): regulation of translational fidelity; glutaminyl-tRNAGln biosynthesis via transamidation
Cellular component (GO): chloroplast
Molecular function (GO): glutaminyl-tRNA synthase (glutamine-hydrolyzing) activity
Source: RefSeq, a predicted model, not a curated record
AAAAAGUUUGAAUCAUUUAUCAUCUUGAGCUCUUAAAAUGGGUGUUUUAGACAAAUUGAAUCUUGUAAGGGUAACUUUAACUUGUAGAUGUGGCGCAACUCGUGAGGAUUGUGAUAGAGAUUAGAGAAAGGGUCGAAUAUCAAAAUUUGGCGAAUAGAUUUCAUUUUGGUUUCCGCCAUUAGUAGUUGGAUCGAAAUGGGAAGUAAAGCUCUUCCUCUGCUCAAAGGAGCUUCAUCAUUCCCAUCGUUAAAGCGCCAAAUCUUCAUCUCUACCGCCUUCCAUUCCCUUCCUGUUUCCAACAUCACAAUCCGAAAGUCUUCGACUGCUUCAGGAGUUUUAGCUUCUCUUCAACCUCCUGAUGUUCCUCGUUUAGCUCAAACAGCUCGAAUCUCUCUCACUCCCACUCAGGUUGAAGAAUUUGCGCCUAAAAUUACUCAAGUUGUUGACUGGUUUGGGCAGCUCCAGACAGUUGAUCUUCAAAGUAUUGAACCAUCCAUUAGAGCAGACACUGAAGGUGGCAAUCAACGGAAUGACGUUCCUGAAACAUUUGAAAAUAGAGAGGCCAUGAUUGGCGCAGUUCCAGUAUUCGAUGAGCCGUAUAUCAAAGUUCCCAAAGUUCUGAAUAAGGAGUAGUUGCUAAGGUUGGAUUGGUUGUUUCAUCUGUCUCAUCAUUCAUUAUUGGCAUAGUCUUCAACACCUUAUGUCAUUGAAAUGAUUAAUUCUGCUACAGGUUGUUACUACAUGAUAUUUGAAUUAAAAUUUGAACUAAUCAUCCAUUAAUCUUAACCUUA